AUGGAAGAGAGUGUGAGUGGAAAAGGCUUAAGCAUUGGCCACAUUGUGCCUGAAAAUGAGACGCUUGGCCAUUUGAUUGAAGAACAUGGGCGUGAGAGUAGUUCCAGCUCUGAUUUUCUUACAUCAGAAACCACAGGGCUUGAGGAGGAGGAGCACAGUCACAGUGGCUCUGAGGAGUCAUCUUCCCUUUCUCCAUUGAGUUGGUCCACUCGAUUUGCUGAGGGACCCGAUUGCAUCAGAGCUAAUGGUGCUGAUAAUAGGAAGCUGGAGAAGAAAGUGUCCUCAUCAUCAGAGAUUGAAAUGAUGAAGGAAAGAUUUUCAAAACUGCUGCUUGGAGAAGAUAUGUCAGGCUGUGGAAAUGGGGUUUGUACAGCAUUGGCUAUAUCUAAUGCCAUUACCAAUCUUUGUGCCACUCUGUUUGGGCAACUAUGGAGAUUAGAGCCUCUUCCAUCAGAGAAGAAAGUGAUGUGGAGAAGGGAGAUGGAUUGGCUUCUUUGUGUUAGCGAUCACAUUGUCGAAUUAACGCCUACUUGGCAAACGUUUCCUGAUGGAAGCAAGCUCGAGGUUAUGGCGUGCAGACCACGCUCGGAUCUCUAUGUUAAUCUUCCUGCUCUUAGAAAAUUGGACAAUAUGCUUCUUGAAAUAUUAGAUAGUUUUGAAGAUUGUGAGUUCUGGUAUGUUGAUCAAGGGAUACUGGCUCAUGAGACUGAUGGGUCGUCCUCUCUCAAAAGAGCACUACAGCGUCAAGAAGGAAAAUGGUGGCUUCCCGUUCCUCGAGUCCCUCCCGAUGGUCUCCGUGAAGACUCAAGAAGGCAAUUGCAACACAAGCGCGAGAGCACAAACCAGAUACUAAAAGCUGCAAUGGCGAUUAACAGUACGACUCUGGCUGAUCUUGAAAUUCCUGAACCAUAUCUUGAAGCCUUACCGAAGAAUGGAAGAGCUUGUUUGGGUGAUCUUAUAUAUCGAUAUAUUUCGUCGGACCAGUUCUCUCCUGAAUGUUUGCUUGAUUGCCUUGAAAUGUCUUCUGAACAUCAAGCUAUAGAGAUUGCUAACCGAGUUGAGGCUUCGAUCUAUGUAUGGCGGAGAAAAACAAACUCAAAACCUGCCACGAACUCGACCAAACAAAGUUCGAAAUCGUCGUGGGAAAUGGUCAAGGAGCUGAUGGUCGAUUCCGAAAAACGGGAGUUGCUUGCAGAGAGAGCAGAGACUCUGCUACUUUGCUUGAAGCAACGGUUUCCUGGUCUUCCACAGACAACCCUGGAUAUGAGCAAGAUCCAGUACAAUAAGGACGUCGGGAAAUCCAUCUUAGAGAGCUACUCUCGAGUUUUAGAGAGUCUAGCAUUCAACGUCGUUGCACGUAUCGAUGAUCUGCUUUACGUGGAUGAUCUCACAAAGCAUUCGGAUCAACUCUCAUCUAUAUCUAAACUUGGUGUGAUUUCUCACAAGAACAGCCCAUUGCAUUUUUCAGUGCCCGUUUCUGGAACUCCAUAUAAAACACCCUUUGCCACUCCAAGCUUUUCACCUGCACAAUCAGCCAGCCCUGCUAAGGGAGAAAGAUCACCGCUCAUUCCCGGCACCAAGAUUCCCCAGCGCGGGUUCGGAGUAAAAAAGGUUUUAACUGACUAUCUUAGUGUUGAAGCGAGAGGAGGAAAAGAAUUCAGCAAUAAAAUCGAAAAACCCGAGUCGUUCACAAACUCAAAACUCGACACUCAGUACCGGGGGGGAGUAGCAAGCUCACCCAGACAGGGAUCGGUUGCGGACGAGUGA
Messenger RNA from Cucurbita moschata (crookneck pumpkin), 1767 nucleotides. Its product is annotated as rop guanine nucleotide exchange factor 7-like. The transcript has 7 exons. The record is from RefSeq and is a predicted model, not a curated record. Lineage: Eukaryota; Viridiplantae; Streptophyta; Magnoliopsida; Cucurbitales; Cucurbitaceae. Gene Ontology annotation, molecular function: guanyl-nucleotide exchange factor activity. The coding region runs from base 1 to 1767 and encodes 588 amino acids.